AUGGGCUUCCCCUCUCGAGCCCUAGAGAACCUGGCUGGCCUGCAGGAUGACGGCAUCGGCGCCCUUGCGGACGAGGAUAUGGACUCGGUGCGACUCAACUGGCAGCUUGUGGAGCUGCAGAAUUUCCCACGAGAUCUGCUCGCCAAGUUGCUGGCGCUGCCCCGUAAGGCCCUCGAGAAUGUCACCGAGCUCGACGCCCCCGGCAUCACCGCCUUGGCUGCCCCCGACCUGGACAAGGACCUCCUGAGCUUCCUGCUGCAAAUGAUGGGCAAGCUGUCAUCGGAGCUGCUGAGGAGGCUGCUCGCGCUCCCCCGUGCUGUCCUGGAGAAGGUUGUGUCGAUCAA
Astrephomene gubernaculifera is the source of this 344-nucleotide messenger RNA. Lineage: Eukaryota; Viridiplantae; Chlorophyta; Chlorophyceae; Chlamydomonadales; Astrephomenaceae. The record is from the annotation of a GenBank genome assembly.